AUGAUCAAUGGAGAGGAAUCCUCGAAAGUCGCUUCUCUAGAUUUUUCUGAUCGAUUACUGCACAAGGUAAGCGGCGGGGAUGACUCGCCGGGUUCUUCAUUACAUUACUCGUCCUGUGGUGAAUCAGAGUUUGAGCGGUAUUGUAGUGCGAAUUCGGCUUUGGGUACCCCAAGUAUGUGCAGCUCCACAGGACCAUUUCACGAUUCCUUGGAAUCUGAAUUUGACUCUUCCAAAGGAGCUUUUUUGUCUGGGGAAUUUGAGAAUUUUAGCUUGGGACCAAGUCUAGUCAAGCUUGAUCGAGGAAUCGGGUUUUCUAAAGAGGGUAUCACGAAUGGGUAUUAUAACGAUGGGAUUAGUAGUGCAGGCGGGACAAGCACCGUGAAUGUGAACACUAAUAUGAUGCAAGAAACUGGAUAUAGUGAAGAUAUGUGUGAUGAUUUGACGGGUACUAAGGUUUGCGAUGAAGCUACAGUUGAAAGGGAUUCCAUGAAUCAGUUGAGUGAUGCGGAUGACAAUGAGUUUUUAUGUGGAUCAGAUUCGCAGCUCCAUAAAAGUGGUAUAGACAGAGAAGGUGGCAGUUCAAUAGAUGAUGAGCAUUCUGACGGUGAUGACUCAUUAAGUGAUACGGGUGACGAUUCUCAUAAAAAGUUAUGUUUUCUAUGGAAUUUACAGGAUAAAGAGGAGUCUAAAGCUGAGAGCGAUAAUCCUUUUCUCAUCAAUUCGUCCACUGCCUUUGGUACAAAUGAUUGGGAUGAGUUUGAGCUUCAAGCCACACAACUUAUUGACACGCAGUUUGACUUCAGUGGGUUUGAGGAGCAUGACAAAGGGUGUACUGAAACUAAAGGGACAUCCAAACAAUCAUUUUCUGCAGCUUUACAAAAGCUUCCAGAUGUAGCUCAAGCAGGAAAAGGGCAAGAACAGAUAAACGCACCUGUGAGCACUGGACAUACUCCACAUGUAGGUUACUUCCAUGCAAAUAUUGAAGAUAUUCAAAGAUCUAGAGAUUUAACUGUCUUGACUCAAAGGGAGCAAGGUGGCAUAGCAAGAGACAGCAUAACUGACAGAGGUUCUGGAGACCUGAGCGCUGAAAGCAGAACCUUGGUGGUUCCUCAAUCAAUGGUAACAGAAGAAUUUCUUCGAGACAGUUGUCUUAGUAAUAGUCAGACUGAAGAUAGACCUGUAGGAAUGAAGUACCUUCAAUCUUGUAGCGCUGACAACGUCCUAGAUAUUACACCAAUUGAGUUAGGAAACGAAGAUUCUUCAGGUGGGGUUUGCGGCCUCGAUGGCGAUGUUUCUUAUGGACUACUUCAUGAAUCAUCUGAGAAUGCAAUACAAUCAAAUCCAUUUGGAGAGUGCACCUCAGAACCUUUGUUGUCAUCUUUGAACUCUGAUGAGCCAUCAUCUAGAGAUUCCCAUCCUGGAACAAAUGCCUUACAAGUCACUAACACCCAACCUAAGAAGGAGAACACAGAACUUAACGACAUCUAUGAUGAUUUUGUUCAUGAUAUGGAAGAAAUACUGCUCGACGCUGGUGAAUCAUCUGGGGCAAGGUAUACUAAGAGUGACAAGAUGUUCCAACUACAGCUCUCUCUGCCUAACAGAGAUGGGGGGGAAACUGCUACAACGUCUGGUAUAUAUGAUUCAUCUCCAAUAGUUUCCCAGAGAUUUAGGAUUGAUAGGGUUGAAAUUGUCGGGGUAAAGCAAAAGAAAGGUGAUGUCUCGCUGAGUGAGAGAUUGGUUGGGGUGAAGGAAUACACAGUGUAUGUCAUAAGGGUUUGGAGUGGAAAGGACAAGUGGGAAAUUGAAAGAAGAUAUCGUGAUUUCUAUAGUCUCUACCGUCGAUUGACAUCUUUAUUUGCUGAUCAAGGCUGGACGCUUCCUACACCUUGGGCCUCUGUGGAAAGAGAAUCCAGGAAAAUAUUUGGAACAUCGCCCAAUGCCGUUGCUGAAAGGACUAUCCUUAUACAAGAUUGUUUAAACUCAGUUCUCCAGUCCCGAUUUUUUCCCACACUUCCAAAUGCUUUACUUCGGUUUUUGUCCCCUCAAGAUAAAAGUUCUUCUGGAUCAGAUUCCAUAAUGUCUCCAACAGGCUCUGCUGGCAUCACUGUUGCUGCAACAAGUUCAUCCUAUGGAAAUACCAUCUCGCUUAUUGUUGAUAUUCGGCCUCACAAAUCAGUGAAGCAGUUGCUAGAAACUCAGCAUUACAUUUGCGCUGGAUGUCACAGAUACUUUGAUGAUGGAGCCACUCUUGUGCGAGACUUUGUGAAAGCUCUUGGAUGGGGCAAGCCUCGACUUUGCGAAUAUACUGGUCAAUUGUUUUGUUCUUCCUGCCAUACAAAUGACAUGGCGGUCCUGCCAGCGAGAGUGUUACAUCAUUGGGAUUUUAAUCGUUAUCCAGUUUCUCAACUGGCAAAAUCAUAUCUGGACUCCAUACACGAGCAGCCUAUGCUUUGUGUCAGUGCAGUCAAUCCUUUUCUUUCCUCGAAGGUCCCUGCACUCAACCAUAUUAUGAGCAUCCGGAAAAGAAUAACAAUUAUGCUUCCAUAUGUACACUGCCCAUUCCGCAAGACACUCAACAAAGGACUCAGUACUCGGAGAUACAUUUUUGAGAGCACUGAUUUUUUUGCUUUGAGAGAUCUAAUUGAUCUUUCGAAAGGGCCAUUUGCAGCUCUUCCUGCAAUCGUGGAGACUGUUCGGAGGAAAAUACUGGAACAUAUCACAGAACAGUGCCUUGUUUGUUGCGAUGUGGGGGUUCCCUGUAAUGCCCGACAAGCUUGUGAUGACACAUCCUCUUUAAUAUUUCCAUUCCAGGAAGAUGAGGUUAACAAAUGCCGGGCGUGCGGUCUGGUUUUCCACAAGAAAUGCUUCUCAAGACUCUCAAACUGCCAUUGCGGAGCACAACUAAAGCCAAACAAGAGCUCUGCAGAGGUGCAAGUGUCGGAGAGGAAAUCAGAUUCCACGUCUGUCUUGCCUCUAAGAUUCCUCACGGGUUUAUUUGGAAAGACAAAGAAAGACAAAGAAACAACUAUUCUAAUGGGUUCACUUCCAACCAAUGAUCUAUAG
Arabis nemorensis is the source of this 3063-nucleotide messenger RNA. The record is from the annotation of a GenBank genome assembly. NCBI's taxonomy places the organism in Eukaryota, Viridiplantae, Streptophyta, Magnoliopsida, Brassicales, Brassicaceae.